Molecule: messenger RNA, 1605 nt
Organism: Arachis ipaensis
Lineage: Eukaryota; Viridiplantae; Streptophyta; Magnoliopsida; Fabales; Fabaceae
Source: RefSeq, a predicted model, not a curated record
AUGCAUGCAAAGUGGCUGAGUAAGGUUUUCUUGAACAAAAUUGCUGAGAACCCCAAGAUUAAGUUAACCACAUUAAUGAGGAAAGCAUACACAAAGUGGAAUGCGGAGUUGACCAAAUCUAAGGCCUCCAGGGUCAGACAGUUUGCUCUGGAUGAGUUGCAGGGGACAUAUGUGGAGCAGUACAGAAGAUUAUAUGACUACUGUCACGAGAUACUGAGGACCAACCCUGGGUCAUCAGUGCAUCUGAAAAUUCAAAGGCCUCCUGAGUUUGCUUUUGAAAGACCAGUGUCAGGGGUAGAUUUAAGACCCAGGUUUGAGAGGAUCUAUGUGAUGUUGGAUGCUUGUAGGAGGAGUUUUAUGGCUUGUAGGCCAAUGAUUGGGUUGGACGGGUGUUUUCUGAAAACACCUUAUGGAGGUUGGCUCCUGACUGCAAUGGGUUGGGACCCAAACGAUCAAAUCCUGCCAAUAGCAUAUGCUGUAGUGGAAGCUGAAACCAAGGACUCAUGGACAUGGUUUCUCCAGCACCUAUGUGAUGACCUGGGAGUUGACAAAAUUAGGACCUGCAUCUUCAUGUCUGACCAACAGAAGAAGAGAUAUCCAGGAAUCCAGUUGAAGCUAAUGAUGUGGAAUGCUGCCAAGGCAACUUAUCUUCAAGAAUGGGAAAGGAGGAUGAGUGAGAUACAAAAGGUGGAUCAGAAAGCAUACAAUUAUCUUAUGGAGAUUCCAACAAAGGAGAAGCCAAUAGUAACUAUGCUAGAGGAUAUCCGGGUUUAUAUCAUGAAACGUUGUGCUGACAACAGGGACAGAAUAGUGCCUUACAAUAGAGAUGUGUUACCCAGAAUUAGGAUUAAGGUAGAAAAACAGGCCGAACUAUCUGGUAAUUGGGAAGUUUCAACUGUCUGGAAUUCCUUGUGCACACAUGCCAUGACAUGCAUAAGAAAAAUGUGUUUCAAUGUGGAUUCCUAUGUUGCUGACUACUACAAAAAGGCUGCAUACAUCUCUUGCUACCAGCAUGUUAUCUACCCACUUAAUGGGCCAAACCUUUGGGACAGAACUCAGUUCGAGGAUGUAUUACCUCCAACUUAUAGAAAACCCAUUGGGAGGCCAAAGAAGAAGAGGGCACGAGGUGUUGAUGAGCAGGCUACUAGGACUGGACUAUCUCGUGAAGGGCAACAACAAAAGUGCUCUUAUUGUUUGUGCUCUGGCCAUAACAAAAGGAGUUGUCCAAAGAAGCGCAAAGUCACUCCAAACCCAACUGUUAACAAUGUUGCUACUUCUACUUCAAAGGGGAGAAAAAGGCAAGGAGUCAGAAAAAGUUCCAGACUAUCUGCCAAGACAGAUUCUAGUAAGGCUGCUGAUAGUGGAAGUAGGAAGCAAAAGGGCAGCAAGAACAAACCACCCUCACACCCAAAGAGGAAGCAAGCUGUGAGCUCCCAACAAUCACAAGCUGCUUCGAAAAGGACCAAAGUGAAUCAUUCACAGACUGCUUCUGCACCAGCCCCAACAACUCCAAGGGUUCUGCCAAGUCCAGUGAAGAGGGUGACCCAGUCUCAGCUCAGGUUCAUGGCCAGGACACCACCAAGAGCAUGGAAGAAUGUGGAAUGA